Molecule: messenger RNA, 1534 nt
Organism: Amaranthus tricolor (Joseph's coat)
Lineage: Eukaryota; Viridiplantae; Streptophyta; Magnoliopsida; Caryophyllales; Amaranthaceae
Product: adenosine kinase 2-like
Exons: 12
Coding region: 238-1263 (341 amino acids)
Biological process (GO): purine ribonucleoside salvage
Cellular component (GO): cytosol; nucleus
Molecular function (GO): adenosine kinase activity
Source: RefSeq, a predicted model, not a curated record
UUGUCAAUGUGUUAUAGCUUUUUAAUAAGAAACUUAUUUUUAUUUUUUUUUUUUAUAAAAAAGUUCAUUUAAAGGGUUGGUGAGUGUUGAGUGGGGUUGGUGAAUUAUGGUCAGUGCCUACAAAAACACAUAACCAACCACAUACUCCUUUCAUUUGAUACUCCCGACUAUAGAUCUGAAUCUGAGCUUCACACUUCAUUCUCCGUUUCCCCAUUUGCAAAUCUUCUAUCAAACAAGAUGGAUUACGAAGGAAUUUUGUUAGGUAUGGGAAAUCCUCUAUUGGAUAUCUCUGCUGUUGUCGACGAAGAAUUUCUGAACAAAUAUGACAUCAAAUUGAACAAUGCCAUCCUCGCAGAAGACAAACAUAAGCCCAUGUAUGGAGAGAUGAAUGAGAAAUUCAACGUCGAAUUUAUUGCUGGAGGUGCUACUCAAAAUUCGAUCAGAGUUGCCCAGUGGAUGCUUCAAAAACCUGGUGCCACCAGUUAUAUGGGUUGCAUUGGCAAAGAUAAGUUUGGGGAGGAGAUGAAGCGCGAUGCAAAAAAAGCUGGUGUGAAUGUUCAAUAUUAUGAACAUGAGUCGGUACCAACUGGUACCUGCGCUGUUUGCAUUGUUGGUGGUGAAAGGUCAUUAGUUGCUAAUCUAUCCGCUGCCAACUGCUACGACGUUGAGCAUUUGAAGAAACCUGAAAACUGGGCAUUGGUCGAGAAGGCCAAGUACUAUUACAUUGCUGGCUUUUUCCUUACUGUAUCUCCGGAAUCAAUUCAAUUUGUUGCAGAACAUGCAGCUGCAAAUGACAAGUGUUUCAUGAUGAAUCUCUCUGCUCCAUUCAUCUGUGAAUUUUUCAAAGAUCCCCAGGAGAAAGCUUUGCCAUACACAGAUUUUGUUUUUGGCAAUGAAACGGAAGCAAGGGCCUUCUCAAAGGCUCAUGGUUGGGAGACUGAAAACGUGGAGGAGAUUGCGGUAAAGAUUUCCCAGUGGCCCAAAGUAUCAAAUAAACGCAAGAGAAUAACCGUGAUUACUCAGGGUGCUGAUCCCGUUGUCGUUGCGGAAGAUGACAAAGUGAAGACAUUCCCUGUACCAUUGUUGCCCAAGGAAAAGUUGGUUGAUACCAAUGGAGCUGGCGAUGCUUUUGUAGGAGGAUUCAUUUCCCAGCUAGUUCAGGGAAAACCUAUUGAAGACUGUGUGAGAGCUGGUAACUAUGCUGCAAGUGUUAUCAUCCAAAGGUCAGGCUGCACUUACCCUGAGACACCCGACUUCAACUGAGCAACCUUCAUCGGUUUUUCCCUUAAUGCAUUUAUUACAAUAAUAUUUUUGGAAUGAGCGUUUAAAAAGCGAUUAUGAUGAGUCAUUAAUGAUUAAUAUCGGGGAACUAAUUAUGUAGUCGAUCUCCCCAGUAGCAUGAUCAUUAUAUAGAACGUUGUUAUGCAGGUUAAUAUGCUAUGUAUCAAGAAUCUUAUAGAUGGUAUUGGAUCAUCCACGAAAUAAAACAGGAAAAUAUGGCUUGCUGGUAUACUGGCACAGAAAGUUUUACCCA